This is a messenger RNA of Elgaria multicarinata webbii, 2543 nucleotides long. RefSeq names its product exocyst complex component 5 (gene EXOC5). The record is from RefSeq and is a predicted model, not a curated record. Gene Ontology annotation, cellular component: cytoplasm; exocyst. NCBI's taxonomy places the organism in Eukaryota, Metazoa, Chordata, Lepidosauria, Squamata, Anguidae. Gene Ontology annotation, biological process: exocytosis; Golgi to plasma membrane transport. The transcript is spliced from 18 exons. The coding region runs from base 97 to 2319 and encodes 740 amino acids.
CUGUUGGUUGGGCGGCAGAGGAGGAGGAGCUGGAAGUCGCUGCCGCCUCCGCCUGGGUGAGGGCCCGUCAGGUCGAGCUGCCGCUGAGGCGAGACAAUGGAGGAGGCCUGGCCGGGGCGCCGGGCGGGCGGCCUGAGGGGGCGGCUGCGGGACAAAGAGAACGAGGGCGGCGGCGGCGGCGGCGGCACCAUGGCGGCGGUCACGCCCGAGCUCUUCGAGGAGCCCUUUGCGGCGGAUGAGUACAUUGAACGCCUGGCAUGGAGGACUCCUGGCGGAGGUUCCCGAGGUGGCAUGGAAGCUUUUGAUCCCAAAAGAUUACAAGAAGAGUUUGUGAAUCAUAUCAAUGAGCUGAAGUUGCUGGAUGAGCGAAUCCAGAGAAGGGUGGAAAAGUUAGAGCAGCAAGUCCAGAGAGAAGCCAAAGAAUUCGCCAAGAAAGUUCAAGAGCUUCAAAAAAGCAACCAGGUUGCCUUCCAACACUUCCAAGAACUAGAUGAGCAUGUCAGCUACGUAGCAACUAAAGUCUGUCACCUUGGCGACCUGCUGGAGGGGGUCAACACGCCCCGGCAACGGCUAGUAGAGGCUCACAAACUGAUGAAGUACUUUAAUGAGUUUCUAGAUGGAGAGCUGAAGUCUGAUGUUUUCACCAACCCUGAAAAGAUUGAAGAGGCGGCUGAUAUUAUCCAGAAGCUGCAUCUGAUAGCACAGGAAUUACCUUUUGACAGGUUUUCUGAAGUAAAAUCCAAAAUAGCAAGUAAAUACCAUGAUUUAGAGUGCCAACUAAUCCAAGAGUUCACCAGUGCGCAAAGAAGGGGACAGAUCUACAGGAUGAGAGAAGUAGCAGCCGUCUUGCUUCACUUUAAGGGCUAUUCCCACUGCGUUGAUGUGUAUAUAAAACAGUGCCAAGAGGGUGCCUACUUGAGGAGUGAUAUCUUUGAAGAUACUGCUAUUCUCUGCCAGAAUGUGAACAAACAAGUUGGAGAUAUAUUUAGCAGUCCAGAGACCGUAAUGGCCAAACUUAUCCAGAAUAUCUUUGAAAUCAGACUUCAGAGUUAUAUAAAGGACCAGUUGGAAGAACAUAAGAAAUCAGAUGCAGAACAGUAUCUCCAGAGCCUCUAUGAACUAUAUACAAGGACUACUAAUCUUUCAAGCAAAUUGAUGGAGUUUAACUUGGGCACUGAUAAGCAGACUUUCUUGUCUAAGCUUAUCAAAUCCAUCUUCGUUUCCUACUUGGAGAAUUACAUUGAGGUGGAAAUUGGUUAUUUGAGAAGCAGGAGUUCCAUGAUUUUACAGCGCUAUUAUGAGUCAAAAAAUCAUCAAAAGAGAGCCAUUGGGAGUGGAGGCAUUCAAGACCUCAAGGAGAGAAUACGGCAACGGACAAAUUUGCCCCUGGGCCCAAGUAUUGAUACUCAUGGCGAAACUUUCCUGUCCCAGGAUGUAGUAGUUAAUCUCUUACAAGAAACAAAACAAGCAUUUGAAAGGUGUCACAGGCUUUCUGAUCCUUCAGAUUUGCCGAAGAAUGCCUUCAGGAUUUUCUCUUUGCUCGUAGAUUUCUUGUGUAUCGAGCACAUUGAUUAUGCUCUAGAAACUGGGCUGGCUGGCAUUCCUUCACCAGAUGCCAAAACUGCAAAUCUUUAUUUCCUGGACGUUGUGAACCAGGCAAAUACUAUUUUCCAUCUCUUUGACAAACAGUUCAAUGACCAUCUGAUGCCAUUGGUUAGCUCUUCUCCAAAGCUCUCUGAAUGCCUUCAGAAGAAAAAGGAUAUCACAGAACAGAUGGAGGUGAAACUGGACAUGGGCAUAGAUAGGACGCUGAAUUGCAUGGUUGGACAGAUGAAGCACAUCUUGGCGGCUGAACAAAAGAAGACCGAUUUCAAACCAGAAGAUGAGAACAAUGUUCUGAUUCAGUACACUAAUGCCUGUGCCAAAGUCUGUGCGUAUGUCAGGAAGCAAGUGGAAAAGAUCAGGAAUUCUAUGGAUGGUAAGAAUGUAGACAGCGUUCUGAUGGAGUUUGGCGUUCGUUUCCACCGGCUGAUUUAUGAACACCUGCAGCAAUAUUCCUACAGCUGCAUGGGCGGCAUGCUGGCAAUCUGUGAUGUGGCUGAAUACCGGAAGUGCGCCAAAGAGUUCAAGAUUGCGUUGGUACUGCAGCUUUUUGACACGCUCCACUCCCUUUGCAACCUCCUCGUCGUCGCUCCGGACAACUUGAAGCAGGUCUGCUCCGGGGAGCAGCUGGCUAUUCUGGAGAAGAACAUCCUCCACUCCUUCGUCCAGCUCCGCCUUGACUACAGAUCAGCCCGUCUCGGCCGCCACUUCAGCUGAGAGUGCGGAAGCAGCGAAACCAAGCAGAGGCUGGGACUUGGCUCACUAGACAGCACAGUGGUGGCAGCUUUUGAGAAGGGGACGGGACGGGAGGUGGUCCAGGGUGGGGGUCCGGGGUCCUCAGAACAAAAACUUCAGCCAUAACUUAAACUGGGCCUUUCCGUUGCGCUCUUUCCAUCUUCCUUGUGAAAUAAACAGUCGCCCGAGCUCACGGUUCUGCAAGA